GUGGAAAGGUUGAGACUGCUUUGCUGGCAGGUACCGGCUUCCAUGUGCGAGAUAACAUAUGAGGAGCUCAGUGUGGGACACUUAAAGCAGAUUGCACACAUUGCUUUUGUGGAAGCUUUUCUUCUCUGUGACUGGGACUAGUUCUGUUCAGUCAUGCGAAGUAGGUGAGACUGGACAAGCUCAGCUCAGCUUUCUUGCCCUGACAUAGACUGGCAAUAUUUUUCACAACUGGGUGAAGCUAGAAAUCCGAGCAGAUGCCUGUGCCGCCGCCACCACCUCCUCCUCCACCACCUCCACCACCACCUUCUGGAGGGCCCCCUCCACCACCACCUUCGGGAGGGCCCCCUCCACCACCACCACUGGCAAGCUCAGAGAUACCAAAAUUGCGAAAGGACGAGCAGAAAGCACGAAACGCGCUCCUGGCUGAUAUCCAGCAGGGAACUCGCCUGAGGAAAGUGACCCAAAUCAACGACCGCAGUGCACCACAGAUUGAAAAACCCAAAGGAGCUAACAGAGAUGGAGGUAGCCCAGCUGUUAAUAAAGGUGGCUCUCAGCAGCCUUUGGGAGGCUUAUUUGCUGGUGGCUUUCCUGUUCUCAGACCAGCAGGCCAGAGGGACAUGACAGCAGGGAAGCUCUCCGGAGGCCGAGCAGCAUCCCCCAGACCCUCCGCACCGCCGAGCAGCGGCGCUGCCAAGGCGAACAGCACCCCCUCGCAGCCGGCCGAGGUUCCACGGGCAGCUGUCCCACCGGAGCCUCCCGGCACCUCCAGAGCCGCAGCGGGAGCGGGUCCCGGGCGGCCCAGCCUGCCCGCGCCCCCUCCGCCGCCCCCCGCUUCCAGCAAGCCUUCCCUCACCUUCCCUCCUCCUCCCCCUGUGCCCCCUCCGGCCGAUCGCCCUGCCAAGGGGGUGACCCCCGGCGCUGCUCCCCCGGCCCCGCUCCCUCCCCCUCAGGCUGACAAACCCGCCAAGCCUCAAGCAGGCGCUUCGCAUCCGCCCCCGCCGCCCCCUCCUCCUCCUCCUCCCCCCCCGCUGCCCCCCGUGCCCCCCUGCGGGCUGCCGGGCAGGGCCGCCGAGGCCUCUGCGGCCGCCGCCGCUCCGGCCGAGGGAAGGGACUGUCCCCCUCCCGCGCCGCCGCCGCCACCGCCGCCACACGCCCAUCCCCCGCCCGCGAACAGGCUCUCCUUUCCCCCCUCCCCGGCCUUCAGCGGUGCCGACGUGCCCCCUCCGCUGCCCCCCAAGUCUCCCCACCUGCUGUCCCAGUUCCAUAAGCCGAGCAACAUCCAGUCGCUGCCGCUGCCACCCACCCCCGGCCCCCCUCAGCCCGCAGCCGUGGGGGAGACCAGGAAGAAGAGAGCUGGCCGAGGCGCAGGAACCGGUGCUGGGAAGCUGGUCACACCUCCACAGCCACCUGCAAGAUCCCCAACAACUGAACUUACAAGCAAGUCUGGAGUCUCAGCCUGGGCUACAGCUCAUGACCCCUACACACCACUUAAAAAUGGAAAUAUGCACAUCAUUGAUGACUUUGAAUCGAAAUUUACUUUCCAUUCUGUGGAAGAUUUUCCUCCACCUGAUGAAUUUAAACCAUUUCAGAAAACAUAUCCCAGCAAGAUACCCAGAGAUCCCUCUAAAAAUCCUCCAUUAAGAACACAUGUGAGAUGAGAAGAGUCUUCUGAUGCUCUCUGGACUAGUAUUAAAAAAGAAGAUCAAGAUAAUAUAUAAGACAGAAGGGGUCCCUGUUGCAGUGAUAGAUUGUACUUGAGUCACAAGUACUGCAAUAUUAACAUUUCUAUAAACUGUAAAACAAUAUAAAUUACGCCUUUUGAACUGGCCUACAUACUACAGGAAUGUUAGUACAGGCUUUUAAAUUACUGUAUAUAGGUGAAUAUUUUUUAAGCAAAGCAGCAUAAAAUUUAAAUUCUUUGUUGUGUUGAAGCAAUUCUCAUUCUUAUUAUGCUAACAAUGUUACCUCAGAAUGUUUUGCGCUAUGUGCCUGUUGUUCUUUUUUCCCCUUCCAUCAUAAUUUUUGGAAAUUCUCCAGUUAUUUAGACAUUUUUUCAAUGAACUGUCAAACUAAUAUGCUAUCUUUAGUCUGUUUUUAUGUUUCUUCACUUCUUCCAUUCUGCCUGGCCUCAGAUUGCAGCAGGAUGUCACUUUCAUGAAGAGAUGGGCCCACAACCCUUUUCUCAUGAAGCAUGAAGAGGAGAUGCCAAGGAGGCUGCUAAUGAGCCUACCUCCUAAAGAUUACAUAUCCUUAUAGGAUAGUGUUGAAGAAGCCCAGCUGGGUAGGGUGGUCAUGGACUUGACAAAGAUGACAGAACCCUUCCAAAGUAGAGGAAAAGGAAGUUGCUCUAUUGUAAGCAAGAAAAAGAAAUGGUGUGUGUGAAUACACAUGCCGUGAUGAGCGUAUGUAAGGGCACAUGUCCUGUCUUUUCCUGCUGGCACAGUGGGUAUUUACCAUUUCUGUGAUAGAUUGCCUUUACCCAGUAAUUCCAAAGCCUUUGGAUGAGGGGCCCAAAACCUACAUUUUAGAGCUACUACUAUUUGCUAGCAGUGAAGGUUCAUUGCCCAAAACAUACCACAUGGAACACUCGGCCCCCAAAGUGGUUGUUGUCUCAAAUAGAGUUGGUUGGGAAAAGUAACAACCUAGCAGCAGACAAGACUUGAACUACUGCUUUUAAUAUUCAGACCUUGGGUAUGGUCUUUGGAUCACAGAUGUUCAAAUCUGAUCCUAAGAUGUUUAUUUCUAGAAUUUAUUACCCUUAUUCUUGUGCACUGGAAGGAGUGGUGCCAGCGAGGUGUCAGGGAAGUGAUUCUUCCCUCUGCUCAGCACUAGUGAGGCCACACCUGGUGUGUGGCCACAUGUCCAAAUUCUGGGCUCCCCAGUGCAAAGAAGACAUGGCCAUGCUGAAGAGAGUCCUGCAAAAGACGACAAAGGUGAUAAAGGGACUCGAACAUCUCUCCUGUGAGGAACAACUGAGAGAGCUGGGACUGAUCAGCCUAGAAAAGAGAAGGCUCAGAGGGGAUCUCUCCAAUGUAUAUAAAUAUUUGGAGGGAGGUAUAAAGAUAGAGCCAGACUCUUUUCAAUGAUGUCCAGUGACAGAACCAGAGGAAAUGGGCAGCUGUAACACAGGAGGUGCAGAACAUCAGACAGCACUUUUUGACUGUGCAGGUGACUGAGCCUUGGAACAGGUUGCCCACAGACUGUGUAGAAUCUCACUCCUUAAAGACACUCAAAAGCCAUCUGGCCUUUGUCCUCAGCAGCUGGCAGUAGGUGACCCUGUUCGGCCAUGGGUGUUGGACCAGAUGACCUGUAGCCAUCCCUUUCAAUCCCAAUCACCCUUUGAUUCCCCUUUUUACAGCUUUUCUGGGUUCCUAGACCUGGGUUGCAACAACCCAAGGCACCUCUGAGGGCAGAGUGGCUGGAAAUCUGCCUGACACUAAAGGAGUGGGGUGUGCUGGCUGACAGUGGCUAAACACACUGAACAGGGGCCAGUGUGUGCUCAGGUGGUCAAGAAGGCCAACAACAUCCUGGCUUGAGGAGGUUCAGAGGGGACCUUAUUGCUCUGUAUAACCCAAAAGGAUACGGUACCAAUGUGGAGGUCAGUUACUUCUCUCAAGUAACAAGGCACCGGACAAGAGGAAAUGGUCUCAAGCUGUGCCAGGGGAAGUUUAGAUUUGAUAUUAGGAAAAACAUCCUCACCAGAAAGGUGGUCAGGCAUUGGAACAGGCUUCUCAGGGAAGUGGUGAAGUCACCAUUUAAUACCUACAGGUAUUUAAAAGACUUGUAGAUAUGGCACUCAGGUGAUGCCUCAGGUUUUAGCUUUUACACUUUUCAGAUUCUGUACUGCUUUAGUGUGUAAUACUCAGCUUCAUAUCAGGGGAUAGUAAGCUCUCAUCAUAGAGUAGGUAGACAAAGGACCCUUGAUCCUGAGGACCAAGGACAAAUGAUCCAAAUUUCAGGCCCAAAAGCGUAAACAGCAGUGGAAUGAAGAGAGAAAAACAGGAAGGAUGGAACUUCAUAACCUAAAGCUAUAAUUGG
This is a messenger RNA of Camarhynchus parvulus, 4038 nucleotides long. It is a transcript of the gene WIPF3, whose product is annotated as WAS/WASL interacting protein family member 3. Bases 255 to 1658 code for a protein of 467 amino acids. Lineage: Eukaryota; Metazoa; Chordata; Aves; Passeriformes; Thraupidae. Gene Ontology annotation, molecular function: actin binding. The record is from RefSeq and is a predicted model, not a curated record. The transcript has 9 exons.